CGCUGGGAUCAGCGCGUGCGAGAAGGGCGAACAGUGGCAGCCGGCGCUGGCGCUGCUGAGCGAGAUGCGGGAGGCGAAGCUCGAGCCCAAAGUCAUCUGCUACAGCGCUAGGAUCAGCGCGUGCGAGAAGGGCGAGAAGGACGAGAAGAGCGAUCAGUGGCAGCGGGUGCUGGUACUGCUGAGCGAGAUGCGGGAGGCGGAGCUGGAGACCGACAUCAUCAGCUACAUCGCUGGGAUCAGCGCGUGCGAGAAGUGCAGGCAGUGGCAGCGGGCCCAGGGGCUGCUGAGCGAGAUGCGGGAGGCAAAA
Molecule: messenger RNA, 307 nt
Organism: Prorocentrum cordatum
Lineage: Eukaryota; Dinophyceae; Prorocentrales; Prorocentraceae
Source: the annotation of a GenBank genome assembly